AGAGUUUUGGUAGAGGGUGGUGGGAAAAGAAAGAGAGAGAGAGAGAAAGGGAAAGAGAACUGAUUGAAGGUAUCACUUAGGAGGGGCGAUGAAGAGAGAGAGAGAGAGAGAGAGAGAGAGAGAGACUGGUAGAAAAAGGGAGAGAGAAAUGUUUGAAUGUUUCAGUUAGUGAGAGAGUUUCGGUGGAGGGGGCAGUGGUGGGAUAAGAAAUAAAAGAGAGAGAGAGAAGCAGUGUGCGUGUGUAGGGGAAAAAAUAUAAUAGAGAAGAUAUAGGGAUGAAAAGAGAGACAGAGAGAAAGAGAGAGUGUGAGUGAGUGAGAGAAGGUGGAGUGGAGAUGGUGAGUGUAGUUAAGAGGGACAAACAAAAUAUAUAAAAGGGUGUAGCGAGAUAAAACCUCGCAAACAUUCAAACCGAUUGCGGUUAUUCGGAUAGAUUAUAUAUUUUUCUGCGACAAAAUACUGCAGGGAAACCUUUGACUGACAUCACUUGUAUUAUGGUGCCUGCUUCUCUGCAUUUAGUAAAUUCUGGACUAUAAAGAAGAAGUACCAGUUUCUACAGCAGUAAAACUUUUGGAACUAAAAGAUGGAAUACAUUACUGUGGAUAAUUUCAUGGACAUGGAACUGUACAGGUUCCAUCUGAGUGAGCAUCAUAGCAUGGAAAGCAACUGGCCUCCAUUGUGCAAGGCUUGUAUCGAUUUGGAUGUAAAUAGUAUUAUGAAAUUAAUACAAUCAAACGUUGAUGUUAACUUAGCUUGUCAAGAUGGCAAGACACCUCUUCAUUUGAUAUGUGAUACACAACCUGAAAACAGUUUGUCUCUAAAAAUUACAGACUUGCUUAUCUCCAAUGGUGCAAACAUCGAUUCGGUUGAUAACGAAGGCAGCACUCCAAUCUGUAUCGCUUGUAAGAACAACAACAUUGAGCUAGUGAAACUGCUCUUGAAGUCUGGCUGUACAAUAAAUACCUCAUCAUAUCUAUUGAAUACACCAAUGAAAGUAACUUCUCGGAAUGCAAAUAACUGGUUUUGUUGCCAUGCUCAUUCGAUCUUUGCUGGUGAUGAACAAAAGACUAUUUAUAUGCCCCCACCCAUCCAUAUAGCCAAGUUGCUUCUGGAAGCCGAUGGCCAACAAUCAAAGGAAGCUACUUGUUUGCCCAGUGCCGUUCAGUUUUCUAAUUAUGACAUCGUUAAGGAUUUACUGGAAUCUGGAAUGUCCCCGAAUCUGAUCGAUGAAAAUGGCUGUACUGCAUUAGGGUGUGCGUGCAUGAUUGAAUCGGUGGACCCUAAAGUUGUUGAGCUGUUGCUACAAUAUGGAGCAAAUGUGAAUCGGGGUAGCAGCUGGAAGAAGCAGAAGCCCUUAAUAUUUGCAUUUGCGCACAAUGCUUUGGAAAAGAUAAAAAUAUUAUUGUCAUACGGAGCAUGGAUUACUUCCGAAGAAAUGACGGAACUUGUGUCUGUAAAUCUUUCAAAAUACAUUUUAGAAAACCCUGAAAUUGUUGAAAUUGACAGUGAGGAAUUUCUUUCUUGGAGAUUGUUAUUGGCAGCAGGUUUUUCCCCUACCCUCCAUGGUACUAUAAAUGUAACAGAUAGUUUGUUUACAAAACUUGAACAGAUUCAGAAAUGCAACAGCUACAAACAAGUGAUACCGUGGUUAACGUCUUUACUAUUUCCUGAACGAACGCUGAAAGAAUGGUGUCGCAUUAGUAUUCGGAGACAUUCGAAGGUUUCAAUAGAUGACAACAUCAAAAAACUUCACAUUCCUAACUCACUGAAAGAUUUUCUAUUAUUUAAUGAAUUUGAACGUAAUAAAUUUUCACAAUGAAAUUUCUAUUUA
Messenger RNA from Octopus sinensis (East Asian common octopus), 1831 nucleotides. RefSeq names its product protein VAPYRIN. The record is from RefSeq and is a predicted model, not a curated record. The transcript is spliced from 3 exons. Gene Ontology annotation, biological process: intracellular signal transduction. Lineage: Eukaryota; Metazoa; Mollusca; Cephalopoda; Octopoda; Octopodidae. Gene Ontology annotation, molecular function: protein binding. Bases 584 to 1819 code for a protein of 411 amino acids.